Messenger RNA from Fusarium venenatum, 828 nucleotides. RefSeq lists its product as uncharacterized. NCBI's taxonomy places the organism in Eukaryota, Fungi, Ascomycota, Sordariomycetes, Hypocreales, Nectriaceae. The record is from RefSeq and is a predicted model, not a curated record. Gene Ontology annotation, molecular function: metallopeptidase activity.
AUGGUUUCCAAGCUCGCUCUCGCUCUUUUCUUUGGCAACGCCCUUGCUGGUCUUGCCGGGCGAGCCCUUCCUCCUCGUUGUGCCGUUGCCGACCCUACUCCCCAGCAGGUCGAGCACGCCCAGAACUUGAAGAAGAUUGAGUCUAUCUCCAAGGUUGCUGCCGCUUCUAUCGUCGUUGACACCUACUUCCACGUUGUCUCCUCAUCUUCGUCCAAGUACAUCUCAACUGCCAAGCUCCAGGCUCAGCUGAAGGCCCUCAACGACGCUUACAGCCCCAACGGCAUUACCUUCAAGCUCAUCGACACUACCUUCACCACCAACUCCAACUGGGGUGCUGGCAAUGGUGAACUUGCUAUGAAGCGACAGCUCCGCCAGGGCGAUUACAAGACCCUCAACCUUUACUUCACCGAUGUCGCCAAGCUUGGAGGCCAGGAGGCUCUUGGUUACUGUUACUUCCCCGAGCCCAACAUCUCAACCGGCUCUCAGAAGUUCAUCCUCGACGGUUGCGUCAUCGUCGCUGAGACCGUUCCUGGUGGCACUGCUGCUCCUUACAACCUGGGAGGUACUGCCGUCCACGAGGUUGGUCAUUGGUUCAACCUCUUCCAUACCUUCCAGGAUGGUUGCAACGGUGGUGACCUCGUUGCCGAUACCCCUGCCCAGGCCCGCCAGACAAGUGGAUGCCCUGCUCGCAUGGAUACCUGCCCCAACCAGGCUGGUGACGACCCUAUCCACAACUACAUGGAUUACUCCGAUGAUGUUUGCUACGAGGAGUUCACUCCUGGACAGGAGACCCGCAUGCACUCUGCUUGGACUGCUUACCGCAAAUAG